Messenger RNA from Colletotrichum orchidophilum, 1476 nucleotides. RefSeq lists its product as uncharacterized. The record is from RefSeq and is a predicted model, not a curated record. Gene Ontology annotation, molecular function: acyltransferase activity, transferring groups other than amino-acyl groups. Bases 1 to 1476 code for a protein of 491 amino acids. Lineage: Eukaryota; Fungi; Ascomycota; Sordariomycetes; Glomerellales; Glomerellaceae. The transcript has 2 exons.
AUGGGCAGCUGGUUCUCGAGAGUCAAGCCCAAGGCACCAGCAACAGUAGCUACGGACACUGUCAUUCCCUUGAAUGCUAAUGAUGACAAUGUCUUCAACAGAGCCAUAGCGAUGGCCUUCAUGAUGCGUUUUGACGAUGUGUUGGACCCGGAAAGACUGCACUCGUCACUUACGAAGCUGCUAGACCGUGAGGGAUGGCGAAAGCUCGGUGCCAGGCUGAGAUUGAACUCUCAUAAUAAGCUCGAGUAUCAUGUCCCUGAGCAAUACGAUCUGAAAAGACCAUCUGUUGCGUAUUCGCACAAGAAGUACAAUUGUAGCAUCGAGGAACACCCGCUCGCUUCGCGGCUGCCGAAAGCAACUUCAAGACCAGCAGUGGCAGGGACUCCUCCGGAAGAGUUCCAAGAAUUGAUGCGAAGGCCAGAUGGGCCCAGGUCUUUGCAGGACUACAUCUAUCGCGACGAGCCUCAGCUGAGCCUGCAUAUCGUAUCAUUCGAUGACGCGACGCUUGUCAGUCUGACAUGGUUGCACACCUUCUUCGACGGGAUGGGGAGGCAUGAGCUUCUGACUGCAUGGAUUGCCAUCCUUGAGGGUCGCGACAUUGACGUCAAACCUUUUCAUGGGUUCGACAUAGAUCCCCUGGCCGAGCUGGGCAAGAACCCUACGGAGCCCUUUGUGAUGGCCGAUGAGCGACUUUCAACCUGGGGACUGAUUCGAUUCGGCCUAGGAUAUAUUUGGGAAAUAAUCCGUUAUCCCGGCAUAGAAGGCCGCAUUGCUUGUAUACCAGCAGCAGAUAUCAAAGCCCUCAAGUCACAGGCAAACCAAGAGUUGAGAGCAGAGAGCACCGGCUCAGACAAGCUGUUCGCCAGCGAGGGUGACGUUCUUACGGCCUACAUCGGCCGGCUGUGGUCGCAACAUCUGCCCAAAGGCUCCGACAGAACAGUUGCCCUCGGAAACGUCAUCAACCUCCGUCCUGCACUCGCUCAGGAUCAUCUGCCGGCGGACACAGCAUUCAUCUCAAACGCCACGUCAAUAGUCAUGGCCCGCGUCACCGCCAAAGACCUCCAGACGAAGCCACUCAGCUACACGGCUGCCGCGGUUCGACGAUCGAUCCAAGAGCAAGGUACAAGGGCACAACUUGAAGCCCGCAAAGCUCUCGAGAAGGAGCACUCCAUAGCUUUUUUUGGUGACAAGGACAUGCAUCUAAUCCUACUCUCAAACUGGAGCAAGGCCAGGUUUUUUGAAACGGAUUUCUCUGCCGCCGUAUUGAAAGCUGGAGAGACUUCCAAGGCUCAACCGCACAAACUCGGCAGACCCUCGCUCAUUCUCAACGCCAGCCAUGUGAGCGGGUUCCCUCUCAGACUCGCGGGUCUUGUCGCUGGCAGGGACUUGGACGGCAACGUUUGGUGGGGUGGCGCUUUGCGAGCAGGUCUUUGGGACAAAAUCGCAGAAACUUUGGCGGAAGAGGCCACUUUGUGA